This is a messenger RNA of Callithrix jacchus (white-tufted-ear marmoset), 11013 nucleotides long. RefSeq names its product synaptic vesicle glycoprotein 2C (gene SV2C). The record is from RefSeq and is a predicted model, not a curated record. Gene Ontology annotation, cellular component: synaptic vesicle membrane. Lineage: Eukaryota; Metazoa; Chordata; Mammalia; Primates; Cebidae. Gene Ontology annotation, molecular function: transmembrane transporter activity. Gene Ontology annotation, biological process: transmembrane transport; chemical synaptic transmission.
GAGACUUUCCCCCGCUGCCGGAUUUCUCUUCCCGACUGGUGGCCGGGCGCUGCAGCCUGGGGAAGUUUUUGCUGCCUUUCAGAAGCGCAACUUUGCCCCGCCUGCCCCCGGAGAAGCGGCUGCAGGUGCCGGCUGCUGGUUCUGUUUUGAACCCAAAGUGGAUGAUGACAUCAGAGCUGAACCACUGAACAAAGGCUGUGAAAAAUUCCCAUCUUCUAAUUGACCAUCAGUUGAGAUAAGAUGGAAGACUCUUACAAGGAUAGGACUUCACUGAUGAAGGGUGCCAAGGACAUUGCCAGAGAGGUGAAGAAGCAAACAGUAAAGAAGGUGAAUCAAGCUGUGGACCGAGCCCAGGAUGAAUACACCCAGAGGUCCUACAGUCGGUUCCAAGAUGAGGAAGACGAUGAUGACUACUACCCGGCUGGAGAAACCUAUGAUGGGGAGGCCAACGAUGAUGAAGGCUCAAGUGAAGCCACUGAGGGGCAUGAUGAAGAUGAUGAGAUCUAUGAGGGGGAGUAUCAGGGCAUCCCCAGUAUGAACCAAGCCAAGGACAGCAUCGUGUCAGUGGGGCAGCCCAAGGGAGAUGAGUACAAGGACCGGCGGGAGCUGGAAUCCGAAAGGAGAGCUGACGAGGAAGAGCUAGCCCAGCAGUAUGAGCUGAUAAUCCAAGAAUGUGGUCAUGGUCGUUUUCAGUGGGCCCUUUUCUUCGUCCUGGGCAUGGCUCUUAUGGCAGAUGGUGUAGAGGUGUUUGUCGUUGGCUUCGUGUUACCCAGUGCUGAGACAGACCUCUGCAUCCCAAAUUCAGGAUCUGGAUGGCUAGGCAGCAUAGUAUACCUCGGGAUGAUGGUGGGGGCGUUCUUCUGGGGAGGACUGGCAGACAAAGUGGGAAGGAAACAGUCUCUUCUGAUUUGCAUGUCUGUCAACGGAUUCUUUGCCUUCCUUUCUUCAUUUGUCCAAGGUUAUGGCUUCUUUCUCUUCUGUCGCUUACUUUCUGGAUUCGGGAUUGGAGGAGCCAUACCCACUGUGUUCUCAUACUUUGCUGAAGUGCUGGCCCGGGAGAAGCGGGGUGAACACCUGAGCUGGCUCUGCAUGUUCUGGAUGAUAGGUGGCAUCUACGCCUCUGCCAUGGCCUGGGCCAUCAUCCCACACUAUGGGUGGAGCUUCAGCAUGGGAUCAGCCUACCAGUUUCACAGUUGGCGUGUGUUUGUCAUCGUCUGUGCACUCCCCUGUGUCUCCUCCGUGGUGGCCCUCACGUUCAUGCCUGAAAGCCCACGAUUCUUGCUGGAGGUUGGAAAACAUGAUGAAGCUUGGAUGAUUCUGAAGUUAAUUCAUGACACCAACAUGAGAGCCCGAGGUCAGCCUGAGAAGGUCUUCACGGUAAACAAAAUUAAAACUCCGAAACAAAUAGAUGAGCUGAUUGAAAUUGAAAGUGACACAGGAACAUGGUAUAGGAGGUGUUUUGUUCGGAUCCGUACCGAGCUGUAUGGAAUUUGGUUGACAUUUAUGAGAUGUUUCAACUACCCAGUCAGGGAUAAUACAACAAAGCUUACAAUUGUUUGGUUCACACUGUCUUUUGGGUACUAUGGAUUAUCUGUUUGGUUCCCUGAUGUCAUUAAACAUCUGCAAUCCGAUGAAUAUGCAUUGCUAACCAGAAAUGUGCAGAAAGAUAAAUAUGCAAAUUUCAGUAUUAACUUUACAAUGGAAAAUCAGAUUCAUACUGGAAUGGAAUACGACAAUGGAAGAUUUGUAGGGGUCAAGUUCAAAUCUGUAACUUUCAAAGAUUCCGUUUUUAAGUCCUGCACCUUUGAGGAUGUGACUUCACUCAACACCUACUUCAGGAACUGCACAUUUAUUGAUACUGUUUUUGAUAACACAGAUUUUGAGCCAUAUAAAUUCAUUGACAGUGAAUUUAAAAACUGCUCAUUUUUUCACAACAAGACCGGAUGUCAGAUUACCUUUGAUGAUGACUACAGUGCCUACUGGAUUUAUUUUGUCAACUUUCUGGGGACAUUGGCAGUAUUGCCAGGGAACAUUGUGUCAGCUCUCCUGAUGGACAGAAUUGGGCGUUUAACAAUGCUAGGUGGCUCUAUGGUGCUUUCGGGGAUCAGCUGUUUCUUCCUUUGGUUCGGCACCAGUGAAUCCAUGAUGAUAGGCAUGCUGUGUCUGUACAAUGGAUUGACCAUCUCGGCCUGGAACUCUCUUGAUGUGGUCACCGUGGAACUGUACCCCACAGACCGGAGGGCAACAGGCUUUGGCUUCUUAAAUGCACUAUGCAAGGCAGCAGCCGUCCUGGGAAACUUAAUAUUUGGCUCUCUGGUCGGCAUCACCAAAGCAAUCCCCAUCCUGCUGGCUUCUACUGUGCUCGUGUGUGGAGGACUCGUGGGGCUGCGCCUGCCUGACACACGAACCCAGGUUCUGAUGUAAUGGGGAACAAAGCCAUCCUUCCUGCAUUUCUUCCUCCUGCUCUGGGUCAAUUCUCCUUCCUGACUCAAGGCUUCAGAGUUUUCCUAUACAGAAAGGUGAUCAAGUAUCAGAACAUAAACACACGCUGUGACUUAAAAUGUAGAAGCAUAUCAUCUUGUCCCUUUGUGAUUUUGCACACUUUUUUGGGGUUUUGUUUUUUUAACGCAUUGUUAUCUUUCUGACCUGUGAUGCUACUGCCUCCCCCAAAGCUGUGGAAGCAUUUCUAGAAUGCCAUAGGCAGCCAGGCUUCCCUGGGGUUCGGUUCAUAGAAAGCUUAGAGGCCAGAAGACUGGGCUAGUAUAAGGAAUAGAUCCUGCUCCUAAUUUGACAUUAACAGGAAAUAUAAGCCGGCACAUUAUUGCAUUUGUGCUGAGGAGAGGAAUUCUUUUUUUUUUUUUUGUAACAGAGUGAUAUUUCCUGUUUACAUAGAAAAGGAUACCCAGUAAUUCUCGCUGUCAUAGCAGAGCCUUUCAAAGAAAACCAUGUGGUACCAAACAGGGCUGGGUGGGGCCCUUUGGGGCAAGACAGUUAAGGUGGCUCUGCUGACAAGAAAAAUAAAAGCUCUGCAAUUAGCAGCAAAAAUCAGAGUGAGCUGCAUAAGUAAGAUUUCUGUCAGAAAGCCCAAUUAAACCUCUGGAGAAUGUGAGGAAAAAGGACCGUGACAGUGUCUGUGAUUGUGGCAGUGGUUCAAAAUGGUUGAAAAUCGGAGAUCAGAGCGAGAGCUUCUGCCUCCAUUGACCACUCCCACCCCUUCAGCCUUCCCUUGGUCUUGCCAGACAGCAGAUUCAAAGAAAGAAAGCUGCUUCUUAAAAACCGUCUGCCUACUUGAUUCUGCCACUUACCCACACUGUCUCUAGUCAAGAGAUUGCCAGUGGAUAGCUAAAUUGUAAAUUGCAAAUUAGGAAGAAAUUCACACCUACAGCCAUUUGGACAUAAAAAAUAGUACCUCUUUCUGGUACCUCUUUCCUGUGGGACUGGUCCCCCAGGACACCCAUCCCACCUGCCCCGCAGUUGACACUCAGCUUCCCACCUGGCAUCACCAAAGAGGGUCUGUCCCUCUAGCUUCCCCAGGGCUGAUGCACUGCUCAGUGCACUCCUGGCUCCCUGUAAAAUCAGAACCCGCCUGUACUCCUGAGGGACCUCUCACAGACAGACCAUCUCCCUGUGGUUGUUUGGCUGCUCAUUUUACCUCUGGAAUCUGCCUGGGCUUGGAAAAAAGAGGUCAGCCAGGACAUUCCCACGGGCCAGCUGUCAGCUACACGACCUUCUCGCCUCUCAGGCUCCCCUUCCCCCAGGCUUGUCCUUUUUACACAUCUUCUUUGAAAUCUGAAGCCUCCUUGUAGACUUGCAGCCAAUGACCAGAAGCCAGGAAUAAAUCCCAUGUUUAAACAAUAUUCCUUUUUAAACGGCCUUGUUAGAGGGUUAUCCUUGUUACUUAUUAUAGGCAUUUUCAGACAAGCCACAGCUGGGGGGGGUGCUCCAGGAAGGGAAAGCUUUUGUUUCCACUAAUCAUUAUAUUCAGAGAUGUCCUAACUCCCCUGAGGCCCCCCUGCCUUCCCCUCCCCUUCCUAAUGAUCCCUGUAGAGCUCAGACUAAGUGAAAAGCUUCUUUCAUUAACAUAAGCCAUUAAUCUACUUCCCCAUGAAGUAAUUCUGGUCUGCAGAGGGGAACAGACUGGUGUUGGGGACAGUGGAAAGAGGGUGGUUCCCUGGGGACCUGUGAUCAGGGCUAGAACAUCAGGAAAACCUGAAUCAAAAACUUCAAAAGUGGCAGGAAGAAGAAAAAUCACUGAAAACUAGACAAGAUGCAUUUGAAAGAUACCAACAGUGCAAGGAAAGAAAGAACUUUCUCUCACUUCUGCGUCCUAUCAUUUUUUUGGAGAACAAAGACAGCAGUCAAACAACCCAAGAAAGUACCCUGUAUGUUUUUCUUCUUCCAUAUUCCAGAUAGAUUUUCCCACCUAUCUAUCCCCGAUUUGUCUUCUUAAAAAAGACAUCUGGCAUGCACCACCACGCCUGGCUAAUUUUGUAUUUUUAGUAAAGAUGGGGUUUCUCUAUGUUGGUCAGGCUGGUCUCGAACUCCUGACCUCAGAAGGCUGAGGCAGGAGAAUCACUUGAACCCGGGAGGCGGAGGUUGCAGUGAGCCGAGAUCAUGCCAUUGCACUUCAGCCUGGGCAACAAGAGCAAAACUCCAUCUCAAAAGAGAAAAAAAAAAAAAGGCAUUUAGGGACCUGAGCAGAUCUUUUAGUUGAAUGCAGCAUGUGCAGAAAUAACUGUAAUACCAACGAGUGCAUCUCCAUCAGCCCAUCAAAGGAAAAAUAGAAAUGUAUAUGAGUAUUGCUGUCUCUAGUCCUCUGUGAUAAUUAACUUUGCUACUAGACUAUCGUUACUUUUUAAAAUAUCUCUAAUGUCUGCUCUAGGGUCUAAAUGCAUAAAAUAUCUCUCAAGUUGCAGAGCACAGUUAUUCAGAAUUUUAUUUAAACUCUGGGUUGGGUCAGCAUGAGAUAAACCAGCAAAACCGUACUUCAUCAGACCUGCCAUCCAGUGUCCCCUGCUCUAGGACAUUCUUGGCCUACUUGUUACCUAAUCCAGCAUCCUUGGUGGCCUACGAGGAAUCUUUCCUAAACUCUCGGGCAGUCUGUGGUCACAAACCUUCUGGUCAACACCUCUCCCGCCUUCUGUGCACUCCUCCCUGCCUCCUUGAGAUUGUUCAUCACCUUGAUUUUCGAAGAGAGCUCUAAUCAUUUCCAAAGUAUGUGGUAUGGCCUGUCUAGCUUGCUCUGAAUUUAGCUAAAGAUUAAGAAACAGCCAGGAUAUUAAAUAGAAACUCUCAGCUGUGUCAGUGUAGCAGGCCACUGGCACCCAAAUAUGCAACUGGCAUCUCAUUUCAUCUACAGUAGAAGGAAAAUGAAAAUUUGUGCAAAAAUGAAAACCUGGCAAAUAGUCCACUUAUUUCUACCUCCUUUUCUAACUAAAAAUUUCCCUAUUACUCUGGAAUCAAUCCAGAACACUCCCAAGUUCCAUUAUUAUCACAGAAUCUUCUCAGUGGGGAAAAACAACUGCUUCAGACUGUAAAUUCUGUAUGUACCACAUUCUGUCCCAGGUAUUGGGUCUUAAGGCACCCAACUCACAUUCAGUCCUUGUUGCCUGAAUCAUCUCACACCACAGUACAGACCUGGGAGACACGAUAGAUGGGUCCUAGCCUGACCUUCACCACCAAGCAGUACAGGGACCCAGAUCUUGCUGGGGAGACUAAAAGUCAUUGAACAUCUCUGGUUCUCACUUUCCCCAUGCACAAAGUAAAGCAUUGGGAUUAGUCUGCUCUCCAGCAUUCUAGAACACAGUAAUGAAAAUGGCUUCAUCUUUUUUUUUUUUUUCUUUGAUGGAGUUUUGCUCUGUCACCCAGGCUGGAGUGCAGUGGUGCAAUCUUGGCUUACUGCAAACUCUGCCUCCCGGGUUCAAGCAAUUCUCCUACCUCAGCCUCUCAAGCAGCUGGGACUACAGGCACAUGCCACCAUGCCCAGCUAAUUUAUAUAUGUUUUAGUAAAGAUAGGGUUUCACCAUGUUGGUCAGGCUGAUCUUGAACUCCUGACCUCAAGUGAUCAGCCCGCCUCAGCCUCCCAAAGUGUUGGGAUUACAGGCGUGAGCCACCGGCAGCCUCAACUCAUUUUUACAAGCGCUAAAUAGGUUUAAUUUAUAAACUGAAAAAUUAGGAAAUAGACAAGCAUAAAAAGAGUGUAGGACGUCAUUUGGGAAGCCCGCAUGGACUAGGCCAGAAAGCACAGUCUCUGUGCUGUCUGUCCUGCCAGUAUCUCAGCAUCUUGUAUAGUAUCUCUGUUCACUGCAGGUUUGACAGUUACCAUUGCCCAUCCAGGAAAAGGCCCCACCCUGACCAAUAAACACGCUUAGGUUAGAAGACUCCCUGAUCGCAGUAUUACCCUACAGCUCUCCUUCCUGUUUAUUCCAUUAUUUUCUUGAAAUAUGGCCUUAAGUAUUAUAUGUAGGUUUUCAGAAACAAUUUUUCAGUGAUUUUACUUAUACUGGCAAAUAGACAAAUCUCACCGAAUCAGAGUUCAUGUUUUCAACAAAAACUGCUUAGUUGUCUUUUCAACAUACCUUAAGAGAUCAAAGGGGAGGUGGGAAAAGAAAUGUAGUGACAGAAGGGAGAGUCCAAGAUGCCAUUGAUAAGCUUCCAGCAAAGAGACGAGGGCACAGCUUUCUAAAUGCUGGGAUCACUUCCAAAGCAGUCCAGGGGAAUACUUUCUGAUUGCCUCUGCCAAUCAAAAUAGAAUAUGAUAUUCUCCAUUUUUGUUUCUGUUUGAUGUCAAAAUGGCCUUUACCUAUUUCUUCCGUAAGACACCUUAUCUGUUCAUGCAUUAAAGGCUCUGAAGCCAGGAAUGUCUGAAUUUGACCUUCACCGGUAUCAUAGAAAGGCAACUGGCAUAUUGGUGUUUGCAUAUUGGCUGCAUAUUAGGUUUUCUUUAAUCUCCACAUCGUGCCAAACUUAGUCCAGUUACUAAACCUAAAAACACCAGUCGUAUUGCAACAAGAGAAAGAAAUCUGCACAGUGGGAAACUCUGAAGUGGACUAUACGUUUCUUACGGCUUUUGUUUCUGCUCAGCAAAAUGUGUGUUUUAGGUAAAGCUUCUCUUGUAAUCUGUAAUGUAGACACACAAAAAAAGAAAACCUGUUAGUAUCUCCUGGAUGUAUUGCAUGUCCCUUCAUUGUUUCAGGUAUAGAGUAACAGUUCUCCAUGUGAUGUUCUUUUGCUCUAAAUGUUGACCAUUCCUCUUGUCACCUGUCUGUCACCAACAGUCACAGGGCCAUUGCCAGGGCUCCCUUCAGUUUUUCUCAAACAAUAUCUAAAUGCAGUUUAGUAAUCCCAGGAUUUUGAGUUAAAAGAAUACAGCUCAUGGGUCUGUUUCAGCUCUUACCUAAGGCUAGCAGGGUUGGGCAGGGAAAGAGCUGGGCAGAGACUUUGCUGAUCUUUUGUCAAUUCAUAUGAUUAUCCAGUAAAUACUUACUGAGCACCUCCCAUGUGAUAGGUAUUGAGGCACUGUGCUGUGUGCCAUAAUUAAGCCUUUGGAGGAUUUAAAUGAGAGCAAGGGAAACAGAAUGAGAGAAAACACCCUCACACUGAUUCCCACUACAUAUGCACCCUCCUCCUCCCCCACCACCCCAUAAAUACAAUGUGUUAUUUUUCCACAUUUAAAACAAAUAACAGCCUUCAGCAGGCAGUGCAGGAACUAUUCAGUCAUUGGGAUUACCGUUGAUGAGAGGAGAAAUCUCCUUGAUUACCUGGUUUUUGUUGGAGAGACUACUGACUAGUAUUUGGAAAAUGAGAAAAAUGAAAGCACGCAUAAGCUGUUUCCUUAAAUGAUCUCAGCAGGAUGUUGCACUAAGAUAUUAUUCAAAGAAAAGAAUCAGAGCAGAGAUAGCCCCAUCUUUCUAGAGCUUUUUUGUUUUGUUUCAUGGGGGGUGGAGUGCGGAGUCUUAUUCUGUCACCCAGGCUGGAGUGCAGUGGUGCAAUCUCGGCUCACUACAACCUCCGCCUCCCAGAUUCAAGCAAUUCUCCUGUCUUGGCCUCCCAAGUAGCUGGGAUUACAGGUGCACACCACUAUGUCUGGCUAAUUUUUUUGUAUUUUUAGUGGAGACAAGGUUUCACCGUGUUGGCCAGGCUGGUCUCAAACUCCAGACCUCAGGUGAUCCAUGCUCCUCGGUCUUCCAAAGUGCUGGGAUUACAGGCAUGAGCCACUGUGCCCAGCCUAAAGUCUCGCUUUCUUCUGAGGUAUUCUUUUUGUGGUGUGAAACUAGCAACAGGAGCUAGAGAGUCUGUUCCCCAGCAAAUAACGCUGGAGUUUCCUCUUCAGAGCCAAGUCAGCAAAGCCUGCAGCUGCUGCCACUCCCCUGGCCUGUGCCUCCCAGGGUGUUUCCUUUCUGAUUUUGAAGAUUUAUGAGUGAGUCAACUAUCUUGACAGACAUCCUAAAACAGUUUCCCUCCUCUCUACCCUCAGCAGAUAAACCAUCCAGAAAACAGGUUCUGUCAGCCAGUAACAGGGACAUUUUGGGGUUUCAGUUUAAAACUGGUGCAUGUUGUUGCAAGUGUCUUGAAGUUGCAAAGGAUGUUUGGCGUUCUGGGGCCUGCAGGGGGGCAGAGCAGAAAGAGAGUAGUUGUCUGUGACCCUCUACCCUCCUCUGAGAGCCCCAUUGCCCUUUUUCCCCACCUGUUCUCUCCUGCUUACCUCCUCAGGGCAGUGGCCACUCAUUUCCUUUCUUUCCCUUUUUUUUUCUUUCCUCCUCUGGUCGACAACCUCUUAAUUCUAGCCGUAUACAAAAGCAAGGUCAAGCUUUCCUGGGGCACUGGGGAUGAAAGGCCCAUCCAUGCCUGCUGUGGAGGCACAGAGGAUGGAGAACGUGGAGAGCAGGGGUGGGUGCAGAGGGAAUGUGAAUCUUCCCUCUCCCUCUGGAGAGGGAUGCGAGUCUGCUGGCUUUGGCACAGCUCCCUGUGGUGGGCUAGAUUUCCAACUGCUUCUCAGUGCCUUUGCCCUGAGAGGAUGGACACAGCUGGCAUGGAAUCAGAGCAGCCCAUCUCUGGAGCAGAAGGCUGAGAGCUUAGUAUUUGACUCCUGAAAGACCAGGAUGUUCCCACCUGGAUUCUCGAGAUUCAUUGACUAGUAGAGGUCGAUGAUACUCUCCAUGUCUGCAGAAAGUCCCACUUGGUGUGGAAGGGUAGGUACCUUCUGGUUAGGUCUGAAUGCUAAAAUUGCAGAGGUUGUCCACACUCUGCCUACUCUACCACAUCCAUGCUGCCCUUAGAUCCAAGAGCGCCCAGGACUAGGAACAGAAAGCAGCUUUCAACCCUUUGUUUAGACUCAGAUGGGGUUUAACUCAAACUAGUAACCUACCCCAAUAGCAGGGAUGCAAAGUCCGAAACAGCUUUGCAGUGCCUGGGGAGUGCCUAGGCAGCCUGCUCACAGUGGCUGGGGUCAUCUAGAGCUAGUGAUGAGCUGGAACAGCUUCAAACCAGUCCCUCAGAACUGAUGUUUAACGUUUCAGGAAUUUUGAGAGUCAGUUGAGAAACACAGCUAUUACUAAAUAUUAAGAUUAGAUCAAUUAUAGCUAUAAACAAAGGCAAUAUAUUCAAAGCUCAUCACUGUCUACCUAUUUUACUACAUUGGACCAUUAUCUAUGCCCAUUAUGUCUGUAUGGUAGAAAUACUAUAUAAGGGUAUAAUACUACACACAUCUUCCCAAGUGAUAGUAUAUUUGUAGCUUGAGAUCAGCUAUGGUGGGAAUAUUUAUACCAUGGAAAGCAACAAAGCCAUACAAAUCAGACUCCUCCUAAUCUCCAAGACAGUUGUUAAAUAUUAACCAGCAUAUCACUAUCUAAAACCCUAAAGAAGACUUGGCCUCGCAGUGCAUAGACCCAGGCCACACCACCUUGAGUUUCAUGUGUUUAUGGGUCAGCAUUGCCCCUAAAUCCAAGGAAGGGGAAAGACUUAGCAAGCUCAACCUCAUAUGAUUCACAAAGGGCUUCUUUCUGCAUUUGCGUUGACUCACAAUAGGACCCAGUACAGAGAAUCCACCAUUUUCUAUGGGUGUAAUUCCUUCAGGGAGAAUGUAUGGUAAAAUCAGCUAUUUCAUGCUAUGCAAACAAAAUGAAAGUAGUUUGAAAUUGUAAAGUGUCUCCCCUCUGGCUCCUAUGUAGUCAUCUAAGAAGGAAACUCCUUCCUUGCCUUGACAUUUACCAGGCCUGCCUACAUAGAACGUGAUGAAUUGGCCUAAUUUCAGUUCUGCUGCAAUUGUUAUAUAUUUACUUUACUGAAUCUAUAUCCAGAGUCAGUCAGAAGAAAAAAGAAAUGUCCUUUCUUCUUACACACUUUCUUAGCAUCCACGCAGUUAUGUAUCCUCAUCCUGGUCCAGGAACAUAUUGAACAGAUCCUAUGUCUUUUGUUAAUACCUAGAUACACUAAAUAACAUCCUAGAAGAGUUUUCUCUUUCAGGUGAACUUCCAUUUUGAACAUAUGCUAAACGUACUAUCCACGGUCUUUUUUAACGAGAUCUUGGCAACGGUCCUGUCGGUUUUGGUGUUUGGGUUGUUUGGCUUUGUUUUAUUUUUUUUUCUUUCUGUUUUUAAUGCUGUUUAAGAUCUCUUGCUAUGAAUGUUCCAGUUACCCCUAUUGUACUGUAUAUAUGUGUGCUGCAUGUGUGAACCCCAGUAACUUCUGUUUCAGGUUUUGGAGUUUUCAUCUUAAGUACAGCUGGUCCUGUUGUGAACUCAUCUUUCUGGUAUGCUCCUCUGUGUCUGAUUUCCAAUUGCCAAAAUGUUUGACCAAGUGUGUUUUGACGAAUAUAAUGAUACAGCCAUGUGUAUCCUUGUGAAAGGGCAUGCUCCAUGUGGGAUGGCUCCUGUACAGCAUAAAUCUAUCAAAUGUGGAAUUGUGUAUACAUGUAUAGGCCAGAUAACUAACAUUCAUGUAACAGCUACAAAGAUAUUUAAUGUAUAUCAGAUUAAUAAAAGAGCAUUUUUUUGCUCUGUUAUAUUCAAAUAA